Talaromyces marneffei is the source of this 462-nucleotide messenger RNA. RefSeq lists its product as uncharacterized. NCBI's taxonomy places the organism in Eukaryota, Fungi, Ascomycota, Eurotiomycetes, Eurotiales, Trichocomaceae. The record is from RefSeq and is a predicted model, not a curated record. Bases 1 to 462 code for a protein of 153 amino acids. The transcript is spliced from 4 exons.
AUGUCUUCAAUUGCAUCCUUCACAGCUCGUCGGGCUUUCGUCGCUCGUCCAGCUCUCGUCGCUCGUCCGGCUCUUCUUUCUCGCGCCGCCCCGGUCCGCCGAUUCGCCAGUCCCGCGAAAGUUGAGGAGAGCCUGGAAGAAGCCGGCAGGCGUGAUCCCGAGCUUUACGUUCUUCUCGGUGUCAUGUCCGGUGCUUUCCUGCUCGCUGGAUGGUUCUUCGGCCGCAAGCCCACCUCCGUAACCUCCGAAAGCAACGUUCGCAUCGGUGAAUCCGCCAUGCCCUGGGAGGGCGACGACGAAGACAAAGUCUUCAAAUACCAGUACCACCCUCACGGCGACAAGAACCAGCCUCUCCGCAACGCUCCUAGCGCUUUGAACACUGUUAUUGUGCCUAAUGUUACUUUGCCUGAGGACCUUCAUGAGAGAUUCAACAAAUACGGAAAGGAGGAAUACGACUACUAA